This is a messenger RNA of Durio zibethinus, 849 nucleotides long. RefSeq lists its product as uncharacterized. Lineage: Eukaryota; Viridiplantae; Streptophyta; Magnoliopsida; Malvales; Malvaceae. The record is from RefSeq and is a predicted model, not a curated record.
GACAGGUCAUCCUGACUCAGACCAACCAAUCCCAAGGCCCUCAGGUUCAGGCCUGACCCACACUCCCACCACCUCACCACCUUAUAUCUCAUCUCACGUUAACCUCCCCUCUUCACUUCUAAAAUAUCCCAAAAACGACACCAGCCAGAGAGCUCCCCACCCCCGCGGGCGAGGUCCCCCCGGACCUCCUCGGGGCAGCUGAAUCCAUGUCCUAUCCUGAUCAAGCGCCACCACCACCACUCCCACCUCCUCCCCUGCCACCACCCCGAGAAAAAGUACUACAAGUACUAGAAUCAUCACAACCGCCGCCGUUGAUGAUGAUGCCACCUCUGCUUCCGCUUUAUAAGCAGCGAUCGUGGUCACCAGACAUUUUCCGUGAUGAGGCAUGGCUUAGAAGGAAACAAAACAGCAAGAACAGGAGAAGCAAGAGCGUGACAGACGAAGACCUUGAUGAACUCAAGGCUUGUAUUGAGUUGGGGUUUGGGUUUGACUCCCCUGAGGUGGAUCAACGUUUGUCUGAUACUUUGCCUGCUCUUGGUCUUUAUUAUGCUGUUAACAAGAAUUAUAACGACACCGUUUCCAAGUCCGCGUCAUCUCCUUCAGCCGCAUCGGAUUGUGAUAGUAUUCCCUCCCCUAUAGGCAGCCCCCACGCGAUCUUUGGCCCUGGUGAUAAUCCACAGACGGUGAAGACAAGGCUGAGGCAAUGGGCGCAGGUGGUUGCUUGUUCCUUGAGGCAAAGCUCACGAUGAGGAUAAUGGUCGAUGGAUGUGUCCUGUAACUUGAUAUGAUUAUGAUCAGGGUUUUCAGGCUUAACUACUGGGAAAUCAUCAAAAAAAAAAAAAAAAAAAA